GAGUUGUAGUCCGCAAAAUGCGCGGAAGUGGCCGCGAUGGCGACGGAGGUGAUGGAGGGGCAGCGGAUGCAGGCAGUGGGCGGUGAGAUGCUGAUGGGUGAACUGGACAUCACCUCAGAUGAGUUCAUCCUGGACGAAGUGGACACACAUAUACAGGCCAACCUCGAGGAUGAACUCGUGAAGGAAGCGUUAAAGACUGGCGUUGAUCUGAGACACUACUCCAAACAGGUGGAGACUGAGUUGCAGUAUAUUGAACAUGCCUCCAUCAAAGACUACAUCAAGGAGAGUGAGAACAUCGCCAGCCUGCACAACCAGAUCACAGCCUGUGACACCAUCCUGGAGAGGAUGGAGCAGAUGCUGAGCACCUUCCAGUGUGACCUGAGCAGCAUCAGCUGUGAGAUCCAGACUUUACAGGAGCAGUCCAUCGCCAUGAACAUCAAGCUGAAGAACCGUCAGUCCGUGCGCAGCGAACUCAGCCAGUUAGUGGACGAGCUCAUCGUGCCCAACAUCAUGAUCACCACCAUCCUGGACACCCCAGUCACUGAGCAACAGUUUGUGGAGCAGCUCCACGAGCUCAACAACAAGAUUAACUACGUCAAAGAGCAGUCCUUCAAGGAGACCUUGGCCUGCUCUGAUGUGCAAGACAUCCUGGACCGCCUCAAGAUUAAGGCUGUUUCGAAGAUCAGGGAGUUUAUUCUGCAGAAGAUCUAUUCAUUUCGCAAACCCAUGACCAACUACCAGGUUCCUCAGAACGCACUGCUGAAAUACAGGUUUUUCUACCUGUUCUUGCUGGCAAACGAGCGUCAGGUAGCGAAGGAGAUCCGGGAUGAAUACGUGGACACCGUCAGCAAGAUCUACCUGUCCUACUUCAAGUCCUACAGCAGCCGGCUGAUGAAAGUGCAGUAUGAAGAGGUCGCAGACAAGGAUGAUCUGAUGGGAGUGGAGGACACGGCCAAGAAAGGCUUCUUCUCCAAGCCGUCGCUGAAGAACAGGAACACCAUCUUCACCCUGGGAAACCGUGGAAACGUGAUUGCCUCAUCGGAACUGGAAGCCCCCAUCAUUGUGCCCCACGCAGCACAGAAGAACGAAACUCGGUACCCCUUUGAGAGCCUGUUUCGGAGCCAGCACUACGCCCUUCUGGACAACAGCUGUCGUGAAUACCUCUUCCUCUGUGACUUCUUCAUGGUGACCGGAAACUCCGCUCAAGAUCUCUUCAACGCCAUCAUGGGCAAAACCCUCAGCAUGUUCUUGAAACACAUGGACACCUAUGUUGCCGAUUGCUACGACAGUAUCGCCGUUUUCCUGUCCAUCCACAUCAUCCUCCGCUUCAAGACCAUGAUGACCAAGCGGAACGUCCCUGCUGCCGACAAGUACUGGGACACCCUGCUGGAGAUCCUGUGGCCGAGGUUUGAGUUUAUCCUGGAGCUGAACACCCAGAACAUUCGCACCACAGACCCACAGAAACUGGGAGCCCUCGACACCCGGCCCCACUAUGUUACCAGGAGGUACGCAGAGUUCUCCUCAGCGAUCGUCAGCAUCAACGAAACCUACCCCAACGAAAAAGCACACAGCCUACUGGCCCAGCUACAGGUGGAGGUGGAGAACUUUGUGCUGCGGAUGGCCGCUGAGUUUUCCUCCCGCCGGGAGCAGCUGAUAUUCCUCAUCAACAACUACGAUAUGAUGUUGGGCGUCCUGAUGGAGAGAGCCACUGACGACAGCAAGGAAGUGGAGAGUUUCCAGCAGCUGCUCGGAGCCCGCACGCAGGAGUUUAUUGAGGAGAUCCUGUCUGCCCCAUUCGGCGGGAUGAUGGCCUUUGUGAAGGAGGCGGAGGGGCUGCUGGAGAGGGGGCAGGUGGAGCGGCUCAAGUCAGAGGAGGGGCGUGCGGUGACGCUGGUUCGGGGCUUUGCCGGCUCCUGGAAGCAGUCGGUGGAGGGACUGAGUCAGGACGUCAUGCGAUCCUUCACCAACUUUAAGAAUGGAACCGGCAUCAUACAGGGAGCACUGACCCAGCUGAUCCAGUACUACCACCGCUUCCACAAGGUGCUUGCACAGCCGCCCUUCAAAACCCUGGCUGCCCGCUCUGAGCUCAUCAACAUCCACCACCUCAUGGUGGAGGUGAAGAAACACAAGCCCAACUUCUGACCCCCUCCACAACCCUCACAUCCCUUCUCUCCCCUCCCCUUCCCUCUCUUCUUUGCUUCUCCUCUCUUCUCCUCACUCCUCUUCUCCUCUCCUCCUUUCUCCUCUCCUCCCCCUCUCUUCACCUUUCCCUUCUCCUCUCCCCUUUCCUCUUUUCCCCGCUCACCUUCCCUCUCAUGUCCCUAUCUCACAGUCCCUCUCUCCUCCUUCAUAUUCCCUCUCCCUCAUCCUCUCCCCCCUCCUCUCGCUCACACCCGGAUUAGGAGUGGACUGGACUGGAAACCCAGGCUAGAAGCAGACUGGACUGGACUACAGGACUCGGAGCAGGGUCGUGGCCAGGCUCUGUUCCAGCAGGAUUAAAACAAUGGAACCA
This is a messenger RNA of Leucoraja erinaceus (little skate), 2512 nucleotides long. RefSeq names its product vacuolar protein sorting-associated protein 52 homolog. NCBI's taxonomy places the organism in Eukaryota, Metazoa, Chordata, Chondrichthyes, Rajiformes, Rajidae. Gene Ontology annotation, biological process: retrograde transport, endosome to Golgi; endocytic recycling; Golgi to vacuole transport. The transcript has 20 exons. The coding region runs from base 37 to 2142 and encodes 701 amino acids. Gene Ontology annotation, cellular component: GARP complex. Gene Ontology annotation, molecular function: syntaxin binding. The record is from RefSeq and is a predicted model, not a curated record.